Molecule: messenger RNA, 2623 nt
Organism: Caenorhabditis angaria
Lineage: Eukaryota; Metazoa; Nematoda; Chromadorea; Rhabditida; Rhabditidae
Source: the annotation of a GenBank genome assembly
AUGAGCAACGAACCGGAGAGUAGCGGAGAACGCGAUGAUAUUCCAAUCGCUCCAUCGCCUGCUACAUCAGUUUCAUCAUUAUUCAGUGAACAAUCAGAGAUUCGAAAUUCACCGUGAGUUUUCUUUGAAUGUAUUUUAUUGAAAAACAUAUUGCGGCGUGCAAAAAUCGAAGAAAAAUAGUGAAUGUCAUAAAAAAAUAAAUUUAAUGUGAUGCGACCAAAAAAGCCAAUUUUCUCUGUCAAUUUUAUUAUUUUUUUUUUCUUCUUCUAGAUUUCUCAGCCAAUCUUCGCCUCUUUCAACAUCUUCAGUCUUUCAACGACCGGAUUUUUUAUCAAGUAAGGGGUUUUUGCUAUUUUUCAAUACAUAUGUAUUUCGUAAUCAUUUUGAAAAUAUUUUUUUUCAGCAAACAUUCCUGAUUCGGAAACCUCUUCUCGCUCUUCUUUGGACGGAAUGAAUUUGCGCGAUUCGACAUCGGAGAAAAUCGAAAAGUUCAGGAUGCGUCACAAUAAACGCUCGCCGAGUCAAUCACCAAGCGAUGGAGAAGAAGAAGUUGAUGUUGUAAGGAAGAUCAGCACACCAAUUGUGAGUUUUUCUAGAAAUUAAGAAAUAUACAUAUAUUUUGAAAAAUUGAAGUGGAGGUGUGAAAAACAAAUAUCUUUUAUUGAAAUGAUAGAAACUUCUAACAAAUUGUUGUUGAGCCGGCUAAAACACAGAACAGCCCUUCACCAAUCUAAUUUCAAGCUUGAGCGUAUGAUCGUAGAUAAAGCCUCCACUGAAACUUGAAAUUUUGAGUGGGGACCUUUUCUGAAUGUUAAGGAGGGUCUUCAAGAAAAUUUUUGGCAUAAUAAUUUUUCAAACAGCCCCCACAAUAUUAUUGAUUUUCACAAAAAUUUGCAUGAUCAAAACCAAAUGAAUUAUUUCAGAGCGAGGAAAAAUUUGUUGGACGCGGAAUUGAUGCACCACGCGGAAGAAUCGCCAACAUUCGACGUGAAAGUAAUUGCUCAGUCGACAGCGAAGUUGCACACGAAAGACUUGUCAAAGUAUCGCAACAAGUUUCGACCGGUUUCGAUGACAUUUCCAUCGAACCAUUGCCAAGUGUAGCUGAUUAUCGUAGAAGAACUGCGUCUUUCUCAACAACACUUGGAGAACCGAUUAGUGUUGUUACGAAUGUUUUCAUUCCGCAUAGUUGCUCACCGAGUCCGACUCGACUUCCCGAUGCUUUUAAACAAUGUUAUUCGCCAUCGACUCAACAAGUUAUUCGACCACAUAUUUCAUAUAGUCCGAGUCCAAAACAAAGUCCAUCACAGAGUCCAACAAGACAUCACAAGAAGUUUGUUAGGUGAGUAUUUAUGGUAGUUUUGGGAGAACAUUGACACAUAUUUCAAAAUUUAAUACACUCACAAUAUCUGACUGUGAAAUUAUAAAGCAAUUAAACAUAUUAUCAAUUUGAUUUUUGAAUUUCUAAUUCCUAGAUCAAAUAUGAAAGUUUAGCUUUCAUUAUCUUAAAUUCAUUCAAAAACAACAAAAAAUUAAACUUGAGUUUCUCAUAUCUCCCGAAACCCAACAUUUAUCAUUAAAUCAUUUUCUUCCAAUUCUCAGUCGUUUUUGAUUUUCCGCUGUCAGAAUCCCCUGCAAAAAUAAUACGUUGACCAUUUUUCAAUCAGAUAAAUAGGUACAAGGGUUGAUGACGUUUAAUCGGGUUUAAAAAUAGGAUUUACGAUUCAAAACACAUCUUGAAAAGUUCUGCGUUUAAAAAAAUGUAUUGUUGAUUGAAAAAGAUCAGAAGACGGUUUUGACACAUCAAAUCCAUGGAAUAUUUUCAGAUCAGUUUCACCAAUUCUCUUGAACAACAGAAGCACAUUGAAACGCAAGCUAACAGCAAAAGAAGUCGAAAUGGAUCCAAAAAGAGCAUUGAUUCAUCGCAACAACACUUCGCCACUUGUCAACAAUGAUAGAUUUCCAUAUCCAUCUUCAGUGCAUUCAAAUGAAUCAGCAAGUGGAUUUGCGUCCCCGUCGUAAGUUUUUUUCAUUUUUAUUAGUGAAAAAGGAUGUAUUCAACUCUAUUUGGAUGUUGAUCUUAUUGAAAUGUUCUAUUUUGUGUCAAUUAAGUCUCGCAUGAAUGGCUCGAAACGUAAAUAGAUACGCUACGGUACAAAAGAUCAAAUCUAUAGUCUUUUUUGUGAGAAGAAUGUGGUUUUUUAGAAUUUUGGUAGUGAAUUGUUACAUUCCGAUAAGAUCUCUGACAGCUUAUGUUAGAAAAUUGAUACAGUCUAGGAAAAAUAGAAGAUGAAGCUAAAGAUACUGGUUGGGUAACGCCUGAAUGAUAGUGAUAGGAUACUUUUUCGAAACUCUUUGCAACAUUAGCCUUCAAUUUUAAAAUCCAUAAUUUUUCAGAGUCCCUCAUAGCCCAUGCGCAAUUGACUUCAAUCGAAGUCUCAGUGGACCAAGUGGGGAUUGCGACUCGGAUGAUAACAAUUCAUUCAACAAAGAAGAGAAAAUGGAUGUUACACCAACUGUUUCUGUAACAAAUACACCAAAGAAACCUGAUGUUGAUAUGAAUAAUGCCAAGGAAUUGAUCGAAGCAUCAAUGGCAGCUCCACUUCCAGAAAAUGAUGAUUUCUAG